AUGCAUUUAUCCUUUUUAAUAGGUUUGGAACCAAUGUUUGAAACUCCCAACUACCAAGUUGCCAGAUUUACCCUCACAGCAAGUACAAUCUUCCUGGGACAUUUGACGACUAACAUAACCGCAUUUCAUAUCAUAGUAACGGGUUAUACAGAAGCUCAAAUGCUUGCACUGAGCGAUGAGCUUAUUUAUUUGUGGGAAGAUAUUAAGAAAGAACAUCAAGGUUUACCAGACGACAAUCGAAAUAAACACGAUAUACUUAACAAGUCAGUGAAGAAACGACUGAAGGAGAUAAUAAAACGGCAUAUAAUAAACAUUGAUCUUCAUAACAAAGUGGAUAACAUAUUUCGUGGAGCAAUCGCAGUUGAAUUCAUGUUGUUAGUUUUGGCACUGAUUGCCGAAUUACUCGGUGGUCUAAAGAAUACCUAUAUGGAAGUGCCCUUUGCUCUAGUGCUGGUAGCAACGGACUGUUGGACGGGACAAAGGGUCGUAAAUGCGUGCGAUGUUUUUGAGAACUCAGUCUACGAUUCGAAAUGGGAGAACUUUGACAAAUCUAAUAUGAAAACAAUAUAUCUUAUGUACCUAAUAUCACAGAAAACUUUGAAAAUGUCGGCAGGUGGGGUUUUUAUGCUGGAUCUCGCUUGUUUUAUGUCAAUCAACAAAUUUAUUUACUCGACGUACACAACAUUAGAAUCGACAAUGCAAUAA
Molecule: messenger RNA, 705 nt
Organism: Parnassius apollo (apollo)
Lineage: Eukaryota; Metazoa; Arthropoda; Insecta; Lepidoptera; Papilionidae
Source: the annotation of a GenBank genome assembly